Messenger RNA from Echinostoma caproni, 681 nucleotides. The record is from the annotation of a GenBank genome assembly. NCBI's taxonomy places the organism in Eukaryota, Metazoa, Platyhelminthes, Trematoda, Plagiorchiida, Echinostomatidae.
AUGGCUAACGGUAACAUAGCUAGUACAGACAAGGACCGGGCUGAGGCGCUGAUGGACUACUACAAAAGUGUCUAUCGUUCAUCCCCGUAUGAUGGAGUUAGGAACCACAUGGUGGAUACCAUUGGAAACGAACUGCGGGUGUUAAUCGUGAGUAAGGAGGAGGUACGAACCGAGCUCAUAAGCCUGUGCAAGCAUAAGGUGGCGGGUCCGGAUGAGAUCCAUCCAGCUAUUGUCCAGCCACUGGCUGAGGUCAUACUAGGACCUGUCAAUGAUUUAUUUAAGGCCUCACUGACAUCCGGGGUAGUGCCGGAGGACUGGCGGAAGGCAACCGUGGUAGCAAUACGCAAGACGGGGUCUAGACAGAAGGCGAAAAACUACAGGCCGGUGAGUUUAACGUCAGUGCUGUGCAAGUGCCUCGAACAUAUAGUCAGAAAACAAAUAUGUACGCACCUGGUGACCCAUGGACUUCUAUCCUCUGCACAGCACGGGUUUACCAGGAAUAAUUCGUGUCUAACUAAUCUAAUUGUGUUUCUCGACGAGACUACACGUCGAUUAGAUCAGGGUAGGGCAGUGGAGGUAUGUUACUUAGACUUCAGCAAGGCUUUUGACUCGGUGAGUCUUACGUUGCUGGACACGAAGCUACCAACGUUUGCACUUAGACGGAGACUACACGUCGAUUAG